Molecule: messenger RNA, 2342 nt
Organism: Girardinichthys multiradiatus
Lineage: Eukaryota; Metazoa; Chordata; Actinopteri; Cyprinodontiformes; Goodeidae
Product: rab5 GDP/GTP exchange factor-like
Exons: 9
Coding region: 304-1713 (469 amino acids)
Biological process (GO): vesicle-mediated transport
Cellular component (GO): cytosol; endocytic vesicle
Molecular function (GO): guanyl-nucleotide exchange factor activity; DNA binding; zinc ion binding
Source: RefSeq, a predicted model, not a curated record
CUCUUUCCGGUUCCACAGGUUUCAGAAGUGGAGGAACUUCUGAUUGCGUCAGACACCCUUAACUUUUCGUUAACAUACCACAUUUUCCUUAUUAGUAUUUCAUAUCCUCAGACAUUUUUUGUGUUUUUAAGUGGACUUUUUAAAGGUUGCUGCUGAGAUUGAGUAAGAAUAUAAGAGUAUAAGAAGUUUGUGGCAGAAGACAGUAGAGAAACCUUUCUCUAGGUAAAGAUAGCUGCUGAAGCUUGGGAUGAAUUUGGCCGCUCGUUGACUGACAGGGUUAAGGAUAUCUAAUAGUGCUCCAUCAUGUGGACAGACAAACAAAGAGGACUCAGAGUCUCUCAGGAGGAGCUGCUUUGUAAGAACGCCUGUGGGUAUUAUGGAAACCCAGCAUGGAAAGGCUUCUGCUCCAAGUGCUGGCGAGAGAGAUCACGCCCACCUGGAUCACAAAGACAAACAAGACCCAGCAGUGAUGAAGCCCCUCCCACGUUCUCCAAAUUUGAGGAGAAGAAAAACACAGAGAAGGGUCGGCGGAUAAGCACUGUGAGGAAGCUGUUCUGGGGCAGUGCUUCACCUCCCAAACCUCAAGAGACCUCAGAAAGCCACACAAAGAUGUUAAAAGCCUACGAGAACCUUGAACCCGGAGACUUCACCGGUUUUCUAAAGAUACUGCGGAGUCCAUCUUCUCAGCGUCUGCAGUCCCGCUGUAUCGCUUUCCUCAACACAAUGGAGGCUUAUCAUGAUCUGCCGAUACAGAAGCAGUCAGACCUUGUGCAGGAGUUCUAUCAGUCUUUUGCUGAAUAUUUUAGAAGUUUUCCUGAGGCUCAGGUCACUCAGAUAAUGGAGCACGUAGAGAAGCUCAUAAUGACUCGGUUGCACAAAUGGGUUUUUUGCCACGACAGCUGUGACGAUGAACAGAAGGACCUGGCUCUUCAGAGGCGAAUACGCUCCUUAAAUUGGGUCACCCCACAGAUGCUCGGUGUACCUUUUCCAGAUGAAAACACUCCAGUCACGGGCGACCCUUUCAUGCCUGCCAUAACAGCCAUUAUUGAAAUGGAUGCCAAGCGAGCGCCGCAGGACAAGCUUGCCUGUGUGUCCAAAUGCAGUCAGCAUAUCUUUGAGGCGCUCUCCACCUCCAACAAUGAGCCUGCUAAUGCUGACGACUUCCUGACCAGCCUGGUGUAUGUGGUGCUGAAAGCCAACCCACCUCGCCUCCACUCUAACAUGCAGUACAUGAUCCGUUUUGGCCUCCCUCACAGCCUCAUGGCUGGAGAGAGUGGCUACUAUUUCACAAACCUGUCCUGUGCGGUGGCCUUCAUUGAGAAGUUGGAUGGAUCAGCGCUCAACCUCAGUCCAGAAGAGUUCGAAGGCUACAUGCGAGGUCAGCGUGCUCCUGCAGCCUUAACCAAGAGGCACCAGGUGGCCAAUGACACACAGAAGCUGUGUGAAGAGCUGCAAGGAAGGCAACAGAAGCUGCACCAAGGUGUGGUUGCUCUCACCAUGGAGCUGCAGAAGUGGGUUCAUGUUGUUCAUUCACAGCUGGAUGAGGCAACAAGCCAGUUCGAUAAGGUACAGAAGGAAAUAACAGCUCAGGCUGAGGCCUCUCAGGUGAUGUCUUCUUUAGCUCAGGAUGGAUCCCAGGAAAAGGUGAAGGAACAGCAGCCUGUGCUCCUGCCUAAUGAUAACUGUCAAGCUCCAAAACAAACAGCUUGUUAGCUUAGGUAUCAGAAAACCCUGGUGUGGUACUUAAUACACAGCACUAACAGACACAGGCUGCUGCACAAACAACCCCUAAAUUCCACUGCCAGAUUUGCACAAGUUUCAAAACAAAGAGGGGAUUCAUAAGCUGAAAAAAUGAGGAUGAAGGAAGACCUCCAGAAGGAAACUUAGGGCAUCUUUAUGCUGGGGCAUCUGAAGGGCUUACAUACCUUUAUCAAUAUUUUCACUUAUAUUAUAGUUCAGGAGGAUAUUGAACCACAUUCCAGCUUAGUUUAUAAAAUAUAUUGAUGUACAGGCACUACUCAAAACACAAUUGAAGGUGCUAAGCACAAAAUAUUUCCAUUAUAUUGUAUACUGCUAUGACUUUAUGGUGACCGGUUAAAAAUGUGAACUAGUAUCAACCACUACAGGUUUACCAGGGGUGUUUCUAAAGAAGUUUCUCUGAGUUGUCUAACUUAUGAAAUGUUACGGUUUUGUGAAACACCAUUUGUAACAUGUUUGCAGCUGUGAUAGUGUACAAAAGAUGUUUACAGGUAUUGAACGAUUUAUGAAGAAAAUUAAAGAUUUAUAUUUUUGUCCAGUUACUGAAUCAAAUAUGAGAUUAAAGCUGACUGAUUUGUGAUGUA